Gasterosteus aculeatus aculeatus (three-spined stickleback) is the source of this 2777-nucleotide messenger RNA. It is a transcript of the gene ddx51, whose product is annotated as DEAD (Asp-Glu-Ala-Asp) box polypeptide 51. NCBI's taxonomy places the organism in Eukaryota, Metazoa, Chordata, Actinopteri, Perciformes, Gasterosteidae. The record is from RefSeq and is a predicted model, not a curated record. Gene Ontology annotation, molecular function: nucleic acid binding; ATP binding.
AUGUCGUCAUCAAACCGCGUCUACUCCAGUGUGGAAAACACAUGAGAAAGUGGUGAUUGUAGUAGUUAGUUUAGUAGAAAUUAGCCUAUUACAGUAAUUUAAAGAAUCUUACCUGUUAACGAAUCUUGACGACGUUGAUUAGAAUUCAGUGUUAAUAUUUUCCAACUGCGCGAUCGCUGAAAAGUACACAAAGACCUUCUUGGAGUGCUUUAUCUUGCUUUUCAAAUGUCUCUGUUUGUUGUAAACAGAUAUCUUGGAGAGGAGGAAAAUGAGAGUGUCCCGAAGGAGUCUCGCGCUCAGGCGUUACUGGCUAAACUGCAGCAGAAGGCCAAAGAGAAGCAGAGACAGAGUCAGACAGAGGAAAGGAAACGCCCGCUGAAAGAACGGACGGAAGAACAAGAAGUGAAAAAGAAAAGGAAAGCUGACAAGAACAGCGCUCAAGAGCCUGAACGUCGCAAAAAGAGGAAAUCAGAAGAUCUGCCUCUAUUCAAUGCCGUCUCUGAUCAUGAGCCUGUGGAAGAGGCAAAGAAGAACGAGGCGUGUGCAAACAAGAAACAGAAGAAGAAGAAAAAGGAGAAGUCAUCCAGUCCAGUUAAAGGUUCUCCCGACACUCCGGCGACCGGGAGAGACGAGCAAGAGGUGGGAGAAGAAGAGGAGGCACAGGCGGGAAACGUGACACUAAAAGAAACCACGGAGAAAACUCCUGCUCCAACUGGGUUCACGGUUCUGGGUGGAUUCAAAAACAAACCGGUCCAAAAGGUGCACAGAGUCCUGCCUCAGUGGCUCGCUCAGCCGGACGUGAUUCACAGAGACAUCAGAAGCAACCUGGUCCCCAUCGCCGACGUCCCGCGACUCUCCCCUCUGCUCGUGAGAAAACUGCAAAUUAAUGGAAUCCAUCAACUCUUUCCAGUGCAAGCAGAGGUAAUCCCGGCCAUCUUGGAGAGCGCACAGCAGGGGCUUCUGAUUGGACGAGGCGGCUACAAGCCCAGAGAUAUUUGUGUGUCGGCGCCGACGGGAAGUGGCAAGACUCUCGCGUUUGUCAUACCUGUCAUACAGGUGCUGACGGAGCGGGUGGUGUGUGAAGUCCGGGCGUUGGCCGUGCUGCCGACCAAAGAGCUCGCCCAGCAGGUGUGGAAGGUGUUCAAGUCGUACAGCGAGGGAACCUCUCUGAAGGUGGUGAUGCUGGCGGGUCUGAAGUCCUUUGCUGCCGAGGAGUCUUCGCUCUCCGAACUCAGAGGGGGAAUGAGACGCAGUUUAGCCGACGUCGUCGUUGCCACACCGGGUCGACUCGUCGACCACAUCAACAAGAACUCGGGCCUGAGCCUGGAGCACCUUCGGUUUCUCAUUAUUGACGAGGCUGACAGGAUGAUUGACAGCAUGCACCAGUCUUGGCUCAGCCAGGUGGUGAAGGCGGUGUACCGAUCAGGAGGCGGCGCAGACCCCAUGUGCAUCUUCAGGCGGAGUGAGCCGGCACACGUCACGGCAGCCAGUCUGUCUCCGCCUCAGAUGCCGCUGCAGAAGCUGCUCUUCUCUGCCACGCUGACACAGAACCCGGAGAAGCUCCAGCAGCUGGGCCUCCACCAGCCCCGGCUCUUCAGCUCCAUCCACAGUCACUCCGGCUCUGGCACGCCGCAGGCCUCCACCCAGACGCAAGGCGGCUUCGACUUCCCCCAAGGGCUGACGGAGUACUACGUGCCCUGUACGCUGAGCAAAAAGCCCCUCCUCAUCCUCCACUUCAUCCUGCGCAUGAAGCACAGUCCCGUCCUCUGCUUCACCAACUCCAAAGAGACCGCACACAGACUUCAUCUGCUGGUGCAGUUCUACGGGGGGAUCCGGGUGGCUGAGUUCUCCUCCCGACUCUCUCCCACCGAGAGGAAGAAGACGCUUAAGGAGUUUGAACAGGGAAAGAUCCAACUGUUGAUCAGCACAGACGCAGCGGCCAGAGGCAUCGACAUCAACGGGGUCAAAUGUGUCGUCAAUUACGACGCGCCGCAGUACAUCAGGACGUACAUCCACAGGAUUGGAAGAACAGCGAGAGCGGGGAAGCCGGGCCUGGCCUUCACCUUCCUGCUGGGAGUGCAGGAGAAGAACUUCCUUCAGAUGGUGAAGGAAGCAGGAACUCCCGGGAUCCAGAAGCAGAUCGUUAAACCAGAGAACCUGAAGGGGAUGGAGGCCCAAUUUCAACUUACUCUGCAGGAGCUGGCCAACGCCAUCAAGGUACCAGCUGACAAUCAUUCUUUAAAUGUUUAAAAGGACUCGAUGUCCACGGUUCAACAGCUUCCGAUGCAUAUCUGGUUGCUAUAUCAUUAAUGCUGGACUCCGGUUUAAUCAUCACUGUCAAUGAAUUUGUCAUCUUCGAUGUUGCAGGAAGAGAAAUUUCAAUGAAGGAGCAACGCUGACAGAGUCUCCUGCGAGUGGACGACCACAAAGAGUUAUAUAUGUUUAAUAAAACAUAAAAAGUCUGUUUGUGGUGAAGCUGUCUGUCUUUUAAAUGAGCGAAUGUUUCAGGCCGAUCAAUGAGAGCGUUUUUUUUAGCCCUCCCUCCCACCAGUGUGUCCCCGCACUUAUAAAGGUGAUGUCAUCAGAUUAAUGUCAUUCAUACUGUGUUUUAGAGCCAGAACUACAGAUUAAUCCUAAUGAAUUGUCUACUUUCUGGUGUAUAUGUUAUUUAACAAUGUACAAAACGUAAUAAAAUAUGCAUGUUUUAGCUCUGGAUACACUGAUGAUCAAAGUAGGGUUUGGAAUUUUAUACAUUUUAAUAAAAAAAAGUCAGAGGU